Molecule: messenger RNA, 1717 nt
Organism: Schistocerca serialis cubense
Lineage: Eukaryota; Metazoa; Arthropoda; Insecta; Orthoptera; Acrididae
Product: cytochrome P450 6k1-like
Exons: 8
Coding region: 52-1620 (522 amino acids)
Molecular function (GO): heme binding; oxidoreductase activity, acting on paired donors, with incorporation or reduction of molecular oxygen; monooxygenase activity
Source: RefSeq, a predicted model, not a curated record
CUCUCGCACGAGCUGCCAGUAGCGCUAUCAAAAGUGUAAAGCAUCCAAACUAUGACACUGGUUACGGGCAGUUGGCUGCUCGAUGCAGUCUUGCUGUUGGUACUCCUGCUGUACUGGUACAUGACGCGGAACUUCGGCUACUGGAAGAAGCUGGGAAUCCCCUACUGGAAGCCGACUCCCUUCGUCGGCAACGUGGGCAGCGUGCUGAUCGGACGGAAGCACUUGGGGGAGCCGGUGUUGGAGUGCUACCACAGGGCCGGUGACGCCCGCUUUAUGGGCAUGAUCGCCUUCGACAAACCGCUCUUAAUGGUGAAGGACCCAGAGCUCGUAGGGCGCGUCAUGUCCACAGACUUCUCCACCUUCUACGCCACCAACGCAAAAUUCGACCCUGUGUCUGACCCACUCUUCGCCAUGUCUCUCUUUGGCCAGCACGGUCCUGGGUGGAAGAAAUUACGUUCUGCGCUAAGUCCAGCUUUCACGUCUGGAAAAAUCAAACUCAUGUUUCACAUAGUAAACGAAGUUGGUCAGAACCUGGCUCGCCAUCUUGAAACCGAAGGCUCGAAAGGUGAUGCCGUGGAACUGAAAGACACCAUGGCUCGCUACACGACCGACGUGGUCUGCUCAAUCUUCAUGGGUGUCGACGCUGGAUCUCUGGAGGACCCCAACUCUACGGUGCGAGUUAAUUUACGGGAUCUCCGUCGAGAGGAUCUGGUGGGAAGAAUCAAAACAACAUUACUUUUCUUCGCUCCUAAACUGAUAUCAUUCCUCCACGUCCGGCUUGGCAGAAAGGAAUUAGAAGACUACUUUGUACAAAACAUAGGACAGCUCAUGGAUGACCGGAAGGAAAAGCGCAUCGUACGGAAUGAUGCGGUUGAUCUCCUCUUGAAAAUCAAGGAAAGUCAACUAUCUGGUGACGUGGACUCUAAGCAAGAGAUGGAAAACCAAAAAGCGGUGACAGAAGACAAAACACUCAAGCUGACGAAUGAACUCUUGGCCAGCCAGCUGAUGUCCUUCCUGGGUGCCGGCUUCGAAACCUCGUCCUCGACCCUUUCCUUCUGUCUGUACGAGCUGGCGCGUAACGUCGAGCUGCAGGAAGAGGUACGCCAGCACGUACGGCAGGUGCUGAGAAAGCACGGCGGUCAGCCGACGUACGAAGCCCUCAACGAGAUGACGGACCUCACCAACGUCGUCAACGAGGCACUGCGGAUGUACCCACCUGUCAGCUUCCUCGACCGCGAGGCCGCCCGCGACUACAAGAUCCCGGGCGCGGACAUCGUUCUCCCGAAGGGCACCGGUGUCGUUAUCUCAGUGCUUGGACUGCAUAAUGACCCACGGUACUGGAAGGAGCCCCAGAGGUUCAUGCCGGCUCGCUUCAGACAAGAAAACUCCAAGGACAGGCCGAGCUACACCUUCCUACCGUUCGGCGAGGGACCCAGGCUCUGCCUAGGUAUGAGGGUCGCGUACCUGCAGGUGAAGCUCGCCCUCAUCCACAUCCUCAACAACUUCGAGGUGCUGCCAACACCGGAGACGCCCAGCAGUCUGCGGUACGAACCUUCCAAGUUAAUUGGAACUCCAGCUGGAAAAGUGGCUCUGCGUUUCAGAAAAAUUCCUGUGUGCUGAGCGUCCUCCAUUGCCAGCAGGCAGAGAGUCGCCAUCACGUUUACAAUUUACAGAAAGAAAAGACAGUAACUGUAUUUACGGCGAUUGAUACGACUUA